ACCUUCUCAGGCGUUUCGUAACCGAGUAAACUGAGAGCUGGGAACAGCCCUCUAUUAAGUAGCCCGUGGCGCGUAGCCUCUUCCCACUCGACUAAGGCGAACCAUCGCAGACGCGUCCGCGCGCGGGCAGCUGCGGUCUCGGGCAGUCUCCACGGGUUCCGCAGCGUCUGCCGCACCUCUCGGGAUCCUCAGCUUCUUUGCCUCCUCGGUGGCCCUGCCGCUGCCCACCUCCCGGCAGUCGCCAGGUGCUCCUCGAGCGCAGCGCCAAUUGCCUGGGCGUGCGGGGGGUCACACCGGACCCCGGCUUCCACGACGCCGGGAAGCCGCUGUCGCCGCCGCUACCUCGGUCACCACCGCCUCAGAUCCCUUCAUGUGGCUGUGAGCUUGGACGCUGAGCAUGCGAACCAGGCUUCCCCCAGCGCUCGCCGCCCUGGGCGCGGCUCUGCUCCUGUCUUCCAUUGAGGCAGAAGUUGACCCACCUUCAGACUUGAAUUUUAAGAUAAUAGAUGAAAAUACUGUUCAUAUGUCAUGGGCAAGACCAGCUGAUCCAAUUGUGGGUUACAGAAUAACAGUGGACCCUACAACAGAUGGGCCCACUAAAGAAUUUACCCUUGCAGCUAGUACCACUGAAACUUUAUUAUCAGACCUUAUACCUGAAAUAGAGUAUGUGGUGACAAUUACUUCAUAUGAUGAAGUAGAGGAAAGUGUACCAGUUAUAGGACAACUAACAAUUCAAACAGGUGGUCCAACAAAGCCAGGUGAGAAGAAACCUGGAAAACCAGAGAUACAAAAAUGCUCUGUCAGUGCCUGGACUGAUCUAGUGUUCCUUGUGGAUGGCUCUUGGAGUGUGGGAAGAAAUAAUUUUAAAUACAUUUUAGAUUUUAUUGGUGCUCUUGUGUCUGCUUUUGACAUCGGAGAAGAGAAGACAAGGGUUGGAGUUGUUCAGUACAGCUCUGAUACCAGGACUGAAUUUAACUUAAAUCAGUACUACCAAAGGGAUGAGCUUCUGGCUGCAAUUAAAAGAAUUCCAUACAAAGGUGGCAACACAAUGACAGGGGAUGCCAUUGAUUACUUAAUUAAAAAUACUUUCACGGAAUCUGCUGGAGCAAGAGUUGGCUUUCCUAAAGUGGCAAUUAUUAUUACGGAUGGCAAAUCCCAGGAUGAAGUGGAAAUUCCAGCAAGAGAGCUUCGAAAUAUUGGGGUUGAAGUUUUCUCUUUGGGCAUUAAAGCUGCAGAUGCAAAAGAACUCAAACAAAUCGCCUCCACGCCUUCAUUAAACCAUGUUUUCAAUGUGGCCAACUUUGAUGCAAUUGUGGAUAUUCAGAAUGAGAUCAUCUCCCAGGUGUGCUCCGGUGUUGACGAACAACUUGGUGAAUUGGUUAGUGGAGAAGAAGUUAUUGAACCUCCUUCAAAUUUGGUUGCCACAGAAGUUUCAUCAAAAUACAUUAAGCUAAGUUGGAGUCCAUCUCCUAGCCCAGUGACUGGCUAUAAAGUCCUUCUUACACCAAUGACGGCUGGAAGCCGACAGCAUGCUCUCAGUGUGGGUCCUCAGACCACCACGCUCAGUGUUCGUGACCUUUCAGCAGACACAGAAUACCAGAUCAGUGUUUCUGCCAUGAAGGGACUGACAUCCAGUGAACCCAUUUCAAUAAUGGAGAAGACUCAACCAAUGAAAGUUCAAGUGGAAUGCUCACGUGGUGUGGAUAUAAAAGCCGAUAUUGUGUUUUUGGUUGAUGGCUCCUAUAGUAUUGGGAUUGCAAACUUUGUUAAAGUUAGAGCCUUUCUGGAAGUUCUCGUAAAAAGUUUUGAGAUUUCACCAAAUAGGGUACAGAUAAGUCUUGUCCAGUACAGCCGGGAUCCUCAUACUGAGUUCACUUUGAAAAAAUUCACCAAAGUUGAAGAUAUAAUUGAAGCAAUAAACACCUUCCCCUACAGAGGAGGAUCUACAAACACUGGGAAAGCAAUGACUUAUGUCAGAGAGAAAAUAUUUGUCCCUAGCAAGGGUUCAAGAGGCAACGUACCAAAGGUCAUGAUUCUUAUCACUGAUGGGAAAUCUUCGGAUGCUUUCAGAGAUCCUGCUAUAAAACUAAGAAAUUCAGAUGUGGAAAUCUUUGCAGUUGGUGUCAAGGAUGCUGUUCGCUCGGAAUUGGAAGCUAUUGCCUCUCCUCCUGCUGAGACACAUGUGUUCACAGUGGAAGAUUUCGAUGCUUUUCAGAGAAUAUCUUUUGAACUCACACAGUCUAUCUGCCUUAGAAUUGAGCAAGAAUUGGCAGCUAUAAAGAAAAAAGCUUAUGUGCCUCCAAAGGAUCUUAGUUUUUCUGAGACAACUUCUCACAGUUUCAAAACUAACUGGUCUCCUGCUGGAGAAAAUGUGUUUUCGUACCACAUCACCUACAAGGAAGCUACUGGGGAUGAUGAGGUUACAGUGGUGGAGCCGGCAUCAAGCACCAGUGUCAUUCUCAGCAACCUGAAGCCAGAGACCCUAUACUUAGUCAAUGUGACUGCAGAGUAUGAGGAUGGCUUUAGUGUUCCCUUAAGUGGCGAGGAGACCACAGUGGAAGUAAAAGGAGCGCCUCGAAACCUAAAGGUGACAGAUGAAACUACAGACAGUUUUAAGAUCACCUGGACUCAAGCUCCAGGGAGAGUUUUAAGGUACCGAAUUAUGUAUAAACCAGUUGCUGGUGGAGAAAGCAAAGAAGUUACCACCCCUGCCAAUCAGAGGAGGAUAACACUUGAGAACCUGACUCCAGACACAAAAUAUGAAGUAUCUGUAAUUCCUGAAUAUUUCUCAGGACCUGGUUCUCCGUUGACUGGAAAUGCAGCCACGGAAGAAGUUAGAGGGAACCCAAGAGACUUAAGAGUGUCUGACCCCACAACAUCAACUAUGAAAUUAUCUUGGACUGGGGCACCAGGGAAAGUGAAACAGUAUCUCGUCACAUACAUCCCAGUGGCAGGGGGUGAGACUCAAGAGGUCACUGUGAGAGGACAUACGACCAGUACUGUGCUGAGAGGAUUAAACGAAGGGACGCAAUACUCCUUAUCUGUGACGGCCUUAUACUCAUCCGGGGCUGGAGAUACCCUUCAUGGAGAAGGAACAACCCUGGAAGAACGUGGUUCACCUACGGAUUUCGUUACUAAGGAUAUCACCGACACAUCAAUUGGGGCAUACUGGACAUCUGCUCCGGGAAUGGUUCGAGGUUACAGAGUCUCAUGGAAGUCGCUUUAUGAUGACAUUGAGACUGGAGAGAAAAGUCUUCCCGGAGAUGCAAUUCAUACUGUGAUAGAAAAUCUGCAGCCAGAGACCAAAUACAAGGUUUCAGUCUUUGCAGUUUAUAGCAGUGGAGAAGGAGAACCUUUAAAUGGAGAAGCCACAACUGAAUUAUCCCAAGAUUCAAAAAUCUUAAAAGUGGAUGAAGAAACGGAAAACACAAUGAGAGUUACCUGGAAACCAGCACCUGGGAAAGUCAUCAACUACCGGGUUGUGUAUCGCUCCCGUGGGGGUGGAAGACAAAUGGUUGCCAAAGUGCCACCCACAGUUACCUCAACAGUGUUAAAACGACUUCAACCCCAGACUACAUAUGACAUCACAGUUCUCCCAAUGUAUAAGACAGGAGAAGGAAAGCUUAGGCAAGGAUCAGGCACAACAGCUUCUCGAUUUAAGUCACCCAGAAACCUCAAAACAUCUGACCCAACCAUGUCGAGCUUCCGAGUGACUUGGGAGCCUGCCCCCGGGGAAGUGAAGGGUUAUAAGGUCACGUUCCACCCCACAGGGGAUGACAGAAGACUGGGGGAGUUAGUGGUUGGACCAUACGACAAUACAGUUGUUCUGGAGGAACUUAGGGCAGGUACCACCUAUAAAGUAAAUGUUUUUGGAAUGUUUGAUGGAGGAGAAAGUUCGCCACUUGUUGGACAAGAAAUGACAACCCUUUCUGACACAACUGUAAUGCCAAUUUUAUCUUCUGGGAUGGAGUGUAUUACCAGAGCGGAAGCAGAUAUUGUGUUGCUGGUGGAUGGAUCAUGGAGCAUUGGCCGGGCUAAUUUUCGAACUGUGAGGAGUUUCAUCUCUCGCAUUGUGGAAGUCUUUGAGAUUGGUCCCAAAAGAGUACAGAUUGCCCUUGCUCAAUAUAGUGGGGACCCCAGAACAGAGUGGCAGCUAAAUGCUCACAGAGAUAAGAAGAGCUUGUUGCAAGCUGUCGCAAACUUGCCAUACAAAGGAGGCAAUACUCUCACAGGCAUGGCUUUGAAUUUCAUUCAUCAACAGAGCUUCAGGACCCAAGCUGGCAUGAGGCCUCGAGCUCGAAAAAUUGGUGUUCUCAUCACCGAUGGAAAGUCACAGGAUGAUGUUGAGGCACCUUCAAAGAAACUCAAGGAUGAAGGCGUAGAGCUGUUUGCUGUUGGUAUUAAAAAUGCUGAUGAAGAUGAAUUAAAGAUGAUCGCGACAGAUCCUGAUGAUACCCACGCAUACAAUGUGGCAGAUUUUGAGUCACUCUCUAAGAUUGUAGAUGACCUCACCAUUAACUUGUGUAACAGUGUCAAAGGUCCAGGUGACUUGGAAGCACCUUCUAAUCUAGUUAUUUCUGAGCGAACCCAUCGUUCUCUUAGAGUGAGCUGGACACCUCCUUCUGACAGUGUGGAUAGGUAUAAGGUGGAAUACUACCCAGUUUCUGGAGGGAAACGUCAAGAAUUUUAUGUCAGCCGACUGGAAAGUAGCACAGUACUGAAAGAUCUGAAGCCUGAAACUGAGUACGUUGUUAAUGUGUAUUCUGUAGUGGAAGAUGAAUAUAGUGAACCUCUGAAGGGCACAGAAAAAACCUUACCAGUCCCUGUGGUCAGCAUGAAUAUUUAUGAUGUUAGCCCUACCACCAUGCAUGUGCAAUGGCAGCCAGUGGGAGGGGCUACUGGCUACACCUUGUCAUACGAACCCAUCAACGCCACAGAACCAAGAAAACCGAAAGAGAUGCGUGUGGGGCCAACAGUGAAUGAUGUGCAACUGACUGAUCUUUUUCCCAACACCGAGUAUGCAGUCACAGUCCAGGCUGCCUUGCAUGACCUCGCUAGUGAACCUGUCACUGCUCGGGAAGUCACGUUGCCUUUACCCAAACCUCGAGAUCUGAGACUCAGAGAUGUGACUCACAGCACCAUGAAUGUCUUAUGGGAACCCGCGCCUGGAAAAGUGCGUAAAUACAUCGUUCGCUACAAAACACCAGAAGAUGAUGUCAAAGAGGUAGAGGUAGACAGGUCACGGACCAGCACCCCUCUCAAAGACCUCUUCUCACAAACCCUGUAUACAGUAGGCGUGUCUGCAGUAUAUGAUGAAGGGGAGUCUCCCCCCAUGACUGCUCAAGAAACUACCCGCACGGUGCCAGCCCCAACAAACCUAAGGAUUACUGAAGUGACACCAGAGAGCUUCCGAGGGACUUGGGAUCAUGGAGCUUCAGAUGUGUCCCUUUACAGGAUAACCUGGGCGCCUUUUGGAAGCUCAGAUAGGAUGGAGACCAUCUUAAAUGGAGAUGAAAAUACUUUGGUGUUUGAAAACCUGAACCCGAACACUCUCUAUGAAGUUUCUGUUACUGCCAUUUAUCCUGAUGAGUCAGAAAGUGAUGACCUGACUGGCAGUGAGCGCACACCACGUUUGAUACCCCUAACAACACAAGCUCCAAAAAGUGGCCCACGAAACCUUCAGGUGUACAACGCAACAUCUAACAGCUUGACUGUUAAAUGGGAUCCCGCCAGUGGUCGUGUGCAGAAAUACAGAAUCACUUACCAGCCUUCAACAGGAGAAGGCAAUGAGCAAACGACCACAAUUGGGGGGCGGCAGAACAGUGUGGUCCUGCAGAAACUGAAGCCUGAUACUCCUUACACCAUUACUGUGUCCUCCCUCUAUCCUGAUGGCGAAGGAGGUCGGAUGACAGGGAGAGGCAAGACCAAACCUCUGAAUACCGUGAGGAACCUCAGAGUGUAUGACCCUUCUACCAGCACCUUGAAUAUUCGCUGGGACCAUGCAGAGGGAAACCCUCGUCAGUACAAGCUCUUCUAUGCACCAACAGCAGGUGGUCCAGAAGAACUGGUACCAAUCCCUGGGAAUACCAAUUACGCCAUUCUUAGGAAUCUGCAGCCGGAUACCCCAUACACCGUUACGGUAGUUCCUGUUUAUACUGAAGGUGAUGGAGGACGCACAUCGGAUACUGGGAGGACAUUGGUGAGAGGGCUGGCAAGGAAUGUCCAUGUGUACAAUCCGACGCCAAAUAGCCUCGAUGUCCGCUGGGACCCCGCGCCUGGGCCUGUGCAGCAGUAUCGCGUCAUAUAUUCUCCUGUGGCCGGCACGAGACCCUCAGAGUCUAUUGUGGUGCCAGGAAACACGCGCACGGUGCACCUGGAGCGGCUGAUUCCCGACACACCCUAUUCUGUGAACAUUGUAGCUCUCUACUCGGAUGGAGAGGGGAAUCCCAGCCCUGGCCAGGGCCGAACGCUACCACGAAGUGGACCAAGAAAUAUGAGAGUCUUUGGGGAGACAACCAACAGCCUCUCUGUAUCCUGGGAUCAUGCCGACGGCCCAGUUCAGCAAUACAGGAUCAUUUAUUCUCCCACUGUUGGAGAUCCCAUCGAUGAAUAUACCACAGUCCCAGGCAGAAGGAAUAAUGUGAUGCUGCAGCCGCUACAAUCUGAUACUCCGUAUAAAAUUACGGUUAUUGCGGUAUAUGAAGAUGGGGAUGGCGGCCAUCUAACAGGAAAUGGAAGAACCAUGGGACUGCUUCCACCUCAAAACAUACACAUCUCUGAUGAAUGGUACACGAGAUUCAGGGUAUCCUGGGAUCCUUCACCUUCUCCGGUUCUUGGAUAUAAAAUUGUGUAUAAGCCAGUGGGUUCCAAUGAGCCCAUGGAAGCUUUUGUUGGAGAAAUGACAUCGUACACGUUACACAAUCUCAAUCCUAGCACCACCUAUGAUGUGAAUGUUUAUGCUCAGUAUGAUUCUGGACUCAGUGUCCCCCUGAUGGAUCAAGGCACUACCUUGUAUUUAAAUGUGACAGAUCUGAAAACUUACCAGGUUGGAUGGGAUACAUUCUGUGUUAGAUGGUCUCCUCACCGGGCAGCCACCUCCUACAGGCUAAAACUAAGCCCUGCUGAUGGAACCAGAGGACAAGAAAUCACAGUGCGUGGAUCAGAAACCAGUCACUGCUUCACCGGUCUUUCACCAGACGCUGAUUAUGGCGUCACUGUUUUUGUGCAGACACCGAAUCUCGAGGGACCGGGAGUCUCUGUCAAAGAACAUACCACUGUAAAACCAACAGAAGCCCCUACGGAGCCACCCACGCCUCCUCCCCCUCCCACAAUUCCACCUGCCCGGGAUGUAUGCAAAGGGGCCAAGGCAGAUAUUGUAUUCUUGACUGAUGCUUCCUGGAGUAUCGGGGAUGAUAAUUUUAAUAAAGUUGUAAAAUUCAUCUUCAAUACUGUGGGAGCCUUUGAUGAAAUCAGUCCUGCUGGAAUUCAGGUCUCAUUCGUGCAGUACAGUGAUGAGGUCAAGUCUGAGUUCAAGCUGAACACAUACAAUGACAAGGCCCAAGCCUUGGGGGCCCUCCAGAAUAUUAGGUACAGAGGAGGCAACACAAGAACAGGCAAGGCUCUCACAUUUAUUAAGGAGAAGGUCUUGACCUGGGAGAGCGGCAUGAGGAAGAAUGUCCCCAAGGUGCUGGUUGUGGUCACAGAUGGUCGGUCACAGGAUGAGGUAAAAAAGGCAGCUUUGGUCAUCCAGCAGUCAGGGUUCAGUGUCUUCGUAGUUGGCGUGGCUGACGUUGACUACAACGAGCUUGCCAACAUCGCCAGCAAACCCAGCGAACGGCACGUAUUCAUUGUUGAUGACUUUGAAUCUUUUGAGAAGAUUGAGGACAACCUCAUUACUUUUGUCUGUGAAACUGCCACUUCAAGUUGCCCUCUCAUUUAUUUGGAUGGCUACACCUCCCCAGGUUUUAAGAUGCUUGAAGCAUACAACCUGACAGAAAAGAAUUUUGCUUCUGUACCAGGAGUCUCUCUGGAGUCAGGGUCUUUCCCCAGCUAUUCAGCUUACAAGCUUCAGAAGAACGCCUUUGUCAAUCAGCCCACAGCAGAUCUACACCCAAAUGGACUCCCUUCUUCAUACACGAUCAUAUUAUUGUUCAGACUUCUCCCAGAAACUCCCAGUGACCCUUUUGCAAUUUGGCAAAUCACAGAUAGAGACUACAAACCACAAGUUGGAGUGAUUGCAGAUCCUUCUAGCAAGACAUUAUCAUUCUUUAACAAGGAUACAAGAGGUGAGGUGCAAACUGUUACAUUUGACACAGAUGAAGUGAAGACAUUAUUUUAUGGAAGUUUUCACAAGGUUCAUAUCGUAGUGACCUCAAAAAGUGUUAAGGUUUACAUCGACUGCUAUGAAAUCAUAGAAAAAGAUAUCAAGGAAGCUGGAAAUAUCACAACCGAUGGUUAUGAAAUUCUUGGAAAACUUCUUAAAGGGGAGAGGAAAUCAGCCACAUUCCAAAUCCAGAAUUUUGAUAUUGUCUGCAGUCCGGUGUGGACCAGUAGAGACAGAUGCUGUGAUAUUCCCUCUAGGAGAGAUGAAGCAAAGUGCCCUGCUCUUCCAAAUGCUUGCACAUGUACACAGGACAGCAUUGGACCUCCAGGUCCACCCGGGCCUGCGGGAGGACCCGGUGCUAAAGGUCCCAGAGGUGAAAGAGGAAUCAGUGGGGCAGUUGGGCCCCCUGGCCCUCGUGGAGACACAGGUCCUCCAGGCCCCCAGGGUCCUCCAGGUCCCCAGGGACCCAACGGACUCUCUAUUCCGGGAGAACAAGGGCGCCAGGGGAUGAAAGGUGAUGCUGGAGAGCCAGGACUUCCAGGCCGAACAGGAACCCCAGGAUUACCUGGCCCACCAGGACCAAUGGGACCUCCAGGAGAUAGAGGCUUUACUGGAAAAGAUGGUGCAAUGGGACCCAGGGGCCCCCCCGGGCCACCGGGAAGCCCAGGCUCCCCAGGCGUCACAGGACCGAGCGGGAAACCAGGAAAACCCGGAGACCACGGCAGACCCGGUCCAUCUGGGUUGAAAGGAGAGAAAGGCGAUAGAGGAGACAUCGCUUCCCAGAACAUGAUGCGAGCAGUUGCAAGACAAGUCUGUGAACAACUGAUAAGUGGUCAGAUGAGCAGAUUCAAUCAGAUGCUGAAUCAGAUUCCAAAUGAUUAUCACUCCAGUCGCAACCAACCGGGCCCACCUGGUCCCCCAGGCCCCCCAGGCAAUGCGGGAGCCAGAGGUGAACCGGGACCUGGGGGGCGACCAGGCUUUCCUGGCACACCAGGGAUGCAGGGACCCCCGGGUGAACGAGGGUUGCCGGGAGAGAAGGGUGAAAGGGGUAUUGGGUCUCCAGGACCUCGAGGGCUGCCUGGCCCCCCAGGUCCACAGGGAGAAUCCAGAACAGGUCCACCAGGGUCCACAGGAUCAAGAGGUCCCCCUGGUCCCCCAGGUCGUCCUGGAAACUCAGGUAUCCGAGGCCCCCCAGGUCCUCCUGGAUACUGUGACUCGUCGCAGUGUGCCAGCAUUCCAUACAACGGACAAGGAUAUCCAGGUUCCGGCUAACAAAUUUUCUAAGUCGCCAGUGCUGCUUACAGUUUGAAUACAUGAAAAUCCUGUUUCUGAGAUGUUUGCGCACGUGCUUAUUAGGAAAUGAGUCUGUAUGGAAAUCUCACCACAGAUAUGGUUAAAGAACCGGGUGGACAUCAUAAAGGAGGGCGGAGACUCUUUAUACUAACUUGAAUGAGACAAAAGCAGUGGUGUUAGUUUAUAAGCUUGAUGCAUUUCAGUAAUAAUGUAGAAAAAUAUUAUUAAAAAAAGAAAAAAAGUUCAAAACCACAACCACGAGGAGCCUCAUUGUGAAAGAGGCGCAUAAUAAAACUACUAACCAGCGGAGGUUAUGCUAUUUUGAUGAAAACAAUUAACCUGGUUCAAGAGAAAUGUUUUAUGUAAAUAAUAAACUAAUUGUGGCUUGUAAA
Lutra lutra (Eurasian river otter) is the source of this 10008-nucleotide messenger RNA. It is a transcript of the gene COL12A1, whose product is annotated as collagen type XII alpha 1 chain. NCBI's taxonomy places the organism in Eukaryota, Metazoa, Chordata, Mammalia, Carnivora, Mustelidae. The record is from RefSeq and is a predicted model, not a curated record. The transcript is spliced from 66 exons. The coding region runs from base 398 to 9595 and encodes 3065 amino acids. Gene Ontology annotation, molecular function: protein binding.